CAGUUGAUAAUUUUGCUUCGUCGUCGUGAAUGGUCAUUGUUUGACAACUAAUAGAAGCCGCCGAAAAUUAAUAUAGAAAUGAUUAUUAAUACAAGUAAAGUGGGUUUGCUGCGUGCCACUCGUCUACCUUGGAACAUGCAGUACAUUAAAAAGUACACAGCUAUUCAACCAUUUCACACAAGCAUCAAUGUGCUUAACUACGCAGUGACUGCCCCCGCUCCCGCACUUCCUUUACCAAAUAAUGUGGAUGCUGCGGAAACGACACGCUUCUCCCCCCAGCGCUCAAGGGACAUCUCGGACAAUAUCAUGGUCAUAUCGCACUCGCCCAUCUCAAUGAUUGACAUCACUACAGAUAACACAAUGAUGAAUAGUACAUGGCGCGACACUUCAACAGUGCAGGACUUGCAUGUGCAAUCGUAUGAUUGCUUUGGUGCUGUCAGCCUGAAUGCGGUUAUGCAAAGCAAUGUGCCAUCUCCCUUCGGUGGCAUGCACAAGUUCUCGCAUUUGAACAUGCCGGGUGGCCAGUGGUCGCAGGAGUAUAAGUUCACGUCGCAGAAUAUGCACAGCUCUCAUUAUCGAUCAUUGCGCGAAAGCACACGAGCUGAUUGGGUGGCCUACGACCAGAAUGCCACAGUCGGGAUGAACGUCGGCCAAGCCUGCUCACAUACUGCAGGUCGUUUCUACAGCACACAGGCAAGUAGUCCGCCACCAAAGGUUCCACCAACAACAGCGACAUCAGCCAUAGGAACACAGACACCUCAACAGCAGAGUGGCGAGGCAUUAAGCAAAAAGGAUCAAUUGAAAAGAGCUUUUAAAGAUUAUGGUGCUACGAUUGUGGCAUUUCAUGUAGGUAUCUCGCUGAUAUCAUUAGGUGGCUUCUACAUGCUCAUCUCCAGCGGAGUGAACAUGAUGCCCAUGUUGGAAUUCCUUGGCAUUGAGUCCAGUGCAAUAAUAGAGAAAGUGGCUGUCGGCAGUACCUUUGUUACGGCCUAUGCCAUCCACAAAGUAUUUGCUCCACUUCGCAUAAGCAUCACACUUGGCUCAACACCGUUCAUUGUGCGCUUUUUGCGCGCCAGGGGAUUUAUGAAACCAAAAAAAUAACAAAUUUAUUUAGAAAUAUCAAUAUGUAUUUACAACAAAAUAUAUUAAUACCACGCCUAAGUGCAAAAAUAUAACGUUGCUAUGAUAUUACCGUUAUUUUUUUAGAAUACGAACGAAUAAAUAACCAUGCAUUUUUGAAAUGCGAAUCAAAC
Molecule: messenger RNA, 1253 nt
Organism: Drosophila sulfurigaster albostrigata
Lineage: Eukaryota; Metazoa; Arthropoda; Insecta; Diptera; Drosophilidae
Exons: 4
Coding region: 79-1101 (340 amino acids)
Cellular component (GO): mitochondrion
Source: RefSeq, a predicted model, not a curated record